Messenger RNA from Lampris incognitus (smalleye Pacific opah), 1014 nucleotides. Its product is annotated as E3 ubiquitin-protein ligase MARCHF9-like. The transcript has 4 exons. Gene Ontology annotation, biological process: protein ubiquitination. Bases 1 to 1014 code for a protein of 337 amino acids. NCBI's taxonomy places the organism in Eukaryota, Metazoa, Chordata, Actinopteri, Lampriformes, Lampridae. Gene Ontology annotation, molecular function: ubiquitin-protein transferase activity; zinc ion binding. The record is from RefSeq and is a predicted model, not a curated record.
AUGAUUACGUGUCGGUUCUGCAUGUUUUUAAAUGAACUGAAAGUGCUGGUGUUCAUGCGGUGUGGUUCAGGGGGGAAGACCGCUACAGACCCAGAUUUAGUCCGAUGCACGAGAAUGAGAGGUCUCGGUAUAGCUGGCUGCGGGUGGCCCCCCCUUGACUGUCCCGAGCGUAAUGAUGAGGAGGAGUACUACGGCAUCAAGCCCCGGCUGCAGAGCCUGGCAUCUGAGGAGAAGGAUGUCCAAGAGGCCUUGGAUGCAGCCUCCCUGCCCAGCCUCACCGAGAGCGGGAUGCACUCACCGCAGUGCCGAAUCUGCUUCCAGGGGCCCGAGCAGGGGGAGCUGUUGAGCGCCUGUCGCUGUGCUGGCUCCGUGCGCUGCACUCACCAGCCUUGCCUGAUUCGCUGGAUCAGUGAGAGAGGCUCGUGGAGCUGUGAGCUCUGCUACUUCAAAUACCACGUGCUGGCCAUCAGCACCAGAAACCCUCUGCAGUGGCAAGCCAUCUCUCUGACCGUAAUUGAAAAAGUGCAAAUUGCUGCCGUUGUCCUGGGCUCUCUCUUCCUCGUGGCCAGUAUCUCUUGGUUGGUGUGGUCUUCUUUCAGCCCUUCGGCCAAGUGGCAGCGCCAAGACCUCCUCUUCCAAAUAUGUUAUGGCUUGUACGGCUUCAUGGACAUCGUGUGUAUCGGCCUUAUCAUCCAUGAGGGCUCGUCUGUUUACCGGAUAUUUAAGCGCUGGCAGGUGGUGAACCAGCAGUGGCGAGUACUGAACUACGAGAAGGCCCAGGACUCGGGCAAGCACAUGGGCUGCAGCGGCACGACUGUGGGCCGGCUGUGGAGGAGCCUUGCCGGCAGCUCCGCAGCAGGCAGGAGAGGAGCCGGCGCUCAGCGCGUCAGGACUGUUCUCACACACCACUGUGGCUUCACGCUUCUACACAUCCUGAGCCAGUUAAGACCCAGCAACCAACACCUCAGCACCAGCUUCCACCAUGAGGUGGUCAUGAGGGUGACCACCGUAUGA